AUGGCGCCUGCCUAUAGCAUUACUAUUACCAUCAAGAAUGAUGCCGACUUUCCAUUGACAUUCACCGGCCAUGGAGGUCAAACAGGCAGUGACUUUGAAAAGUAUCCUCCCCAGGUCAUCAGCGGCCAUAGCUCUGAAACUUUCAAGGAGACUCUCGACGAAAUUAAAGACUCCGAAGAGGGGAAUGCAUCAUGGAAUAUGCUCGACCAAGAAAAUUUCGAUUUUAUAGAUUUGAAACUGACUUGGUUGAGUGGACAAGAGCCCUCCUUCAAGGCUGAAAUUACUGGCGACGACAAUGAGAAAUACGAGCUCACGAGCACUGUCGAUGGGAGUACAACGGUUAAUGUUACAGUUACUCUAUCCAAAAAGUAG
This is a messenger RNA of Orbilia oligospora ATCC 24927, 372 nucleotides long. RefSeq lists its product as uncharacterized. The record is from RefSeq and is a predicted model, not a curated record. Bases 1 to 372 code for a protein of 123 amino acids. The transcript is spliced from 2 exons. NCBI's taxonomy places the organism in Eukaryota, Fungi, Ascomycota, Orbiliomycetes, Orbiliales, Orbiliaceae.